AUGCUAAAGCAGAGUUCCGAACUCAGCUCCCGUGGUUACUUUGAUUAUCGCAUUCAGCCCCCCGCCACCUUGGCAGCAGUUGAUGCCGUCGUCGCCGAAACCAUCGCUUUGCUUCGCUCUCGAAACGACAACUUGACUAGUACAGCGCAGCCCACUCUCAAAUGGCAGGCGAUAAAGGCUUUGUUGGGCGGUAUCAUGCCGUUCACAGCUUGGACUGCGGCUAACACAGACCCCUUCUGGCUUCCUAUGGGUAAUGGAACAAACAAUACCCAGGAGUGGGCCCCUGACCUAAGUGCGAUUGCGCCAUUGUACUGGGGUCCUGAAAUUUCGACCAAGACUCUUGAGGGACUAUGCUUGGGCGGUGUUGAUGCCCAAUUACAUGUUGACGGCGAUCGAGCCGUUCAUGUCAGUUUAAACACCGCAGAUGCCUAUCACCGUGCGCAUCCUGACGCGCCUCCCCUUCGUCUCGCUCUCGCACAUGCCAGUCUCACCCUCGAAGAAGACUGA
Colletotrichum acutatum is the source of this 507-nucleotide messenger RNA. RefSeq lists its product as uncharacterized. Bases 1 to 507 code for a protein of 168 amino acids. NCBI's taxonomy places the organism in Eukaryota, Fungi, Ascomycota, Sordariomycetes, Glomerellales, Glomerellaceae. The record is from RefSeq and is a predicted model, not a curated record. The transcript has a single exon.